AACUUAAGUCAUCCGCCACUUUUCAACAAACGAUGGCUUCCGAAACGAUUCCCGCCCGCUUCGGCCAUAUCCGGCGUUACUUUGCGCUCUUCCUCCUCCUUACUGUGAUUAUUGGUGUGAGCGCAUACGAGGACACUGUUCCGUUGAUUCUAUGGAGUGGCAAAAAAUUUUCAGUUCCAAGUACCUCCUCCAUACUCCGGAGAUCAGACUUGUCGCCAGUGUUUGGAAACGUCGGUUGUCGGAAACUGAAUGUGGUCUUUGAACAGAAAGAUCUUCACGCCUUGGAUCUUCCUCAUUUGUCUCCCGCAACCAAAAAGUUGAAACGAUCAGUAGACUCUGCUCCUUCGAGCCUCAAAAUAUCAUUUGUUGCGGCCGCAAAUGAUGUGAAAGAUGUCGUGGAACAUAUCCAGGAUGCAUGCCAGAAAGCUGGGCAGGAGGCUGUCGUUCUGAAAAUUGGAGAAGAUGGGUCGGUACCUGAUCUCAGUGAUGGAAAAAGUUACAUCCUGGUCGCUAGUUUGAAGCCUCUUCGCGCCGCUUCAGCAGCAGAACACGUCGAGACAAUGACCGAAAAUGACAACGUUAUCGACAAGGUGCUGACCGACAUCACCAAGCUGGAACAAGACGAUUGGACAGCUGUGUUUACCGGUGUAUCCAACCCUUCGACGCUGCGAAAGCGAGCUACUCAAGCCACCCCCUUGCCAUGGAGCAAGCGCCCCAUCUUCCAGAAAUACGUGUUUUUCAAUCAAGGUCUCUUCAUGUGCAUUUUCGCGAUGGUGCCUCUCGUGAUCAUCGGAUUACUUGGCGUACGAAUCAUUAGCAGUAUUCAAACGCCCACUCGCUAUGAAACCAAGAAGAAGGAAAAAUAGGGACUAGAAUCCUCUACGCUCAUUCUCUUAUAUGUUGUGCCUGAAUAUACCUUGCUGUUCGUCUUCACGUAAAGAACAAAGUGGACUCUGCAUCAGUAAUUGUCACGCGUAACAGAAUUGCAAACUGUAUUGGUAUAUAGUAUGCGAAACAGCUGUAACAUGGUGUAAUUCGGUACUGGAAUGCCAAACUUCCGAUUUACCUGUGAGUAUCAGUAUC
Spizellomyces punctatus DAOM BR117 is the source of this 1083-nucleotide messenger RNA. RefSeq lists its product as uncharacterized. The transcript is spliced from 5 exons. Bases 33 to 866 code for a protein of 277 amino acids. Gene Ontology annotation, biological process: (1->6)-beta-D-glucan biosynthetic process; fungal-type cell wall biogenesis. NCBI's taxonomy places the organism in Eukaryota, Fungi, Chytridiomycota, Chytridiomycetes, Spizellomycetales, Spizellomycetaceae. Gene Ontology annotation, cellular component: endoplasmic reticulum membrane. The record is from RefSeq and is a predicted model, not a curated record.